Molecule: messenger RNA, 1703 nt
Organism: Lobosporangium transversale
Lineage: Eukaryota; Fungi; Mortierellomycota; Mortierellomycetes; Mortierellales; Mortierellaceae
Exons: 4
Coding region: 256-1494 (412 amino acids)
Biological process (GO): pyrimidine nucleotide-sugar transmembrane transport
Cellular component (GO): intracellular membrane-bounded organelle; Golgi membrane
Molecular function (GO): pyrimidine nucleotide-sugar transmembrane transporter activity
Source: RefSeq, a predicted model, not a curated record
CAGCUUGCGAAAUAAACCAUUGAGGCCCUCAGCCCCUCUUUUUUGGGGCCCAAGUGAUAAAAACAAUGCAAUAUGCAUGGACCUACAUCUAAUACUGAGAAAAGGAAGGGUUCUCUCUCCCACAAAAGUUCAACUCCUUUCCUCUUUCUUUUACUCUUGUCUCCUUUCACACCUGCGCUCUAAUUUUUUUUAUUCCUUUACUUAUUUUCAUUCUCUUAUUUAUUUCAACAUUACUCAAAAGUUCAUUCAGAAACAAUGUCCAUUAACAAAGGCAAUGUCGGUCUUGUGAUCGGCAUGCUGGUCGCUGGAACAGCAAAUACUAUCAUUACCAAGUACCAAGAUAUGGCCUGUGUCGAGAACUGCGACAAUCCUGAUCCUAAUACGCAUGAGCACUUUGAACAACCAAUCUGGCAGACCCUCAAUAUGUUUAUUGGUGAGACCCUCUGUCUAGUGUUUGCCUCUGUCUGUGCUUGGCUCGCAGAGAGAUAUGGUCGUGCCAAAUGGGCUGAAUUGGUCCUUGAUGAUGAAGAGGAGGAAGUUCCUGCUGUGAUUGAGUCGGAUGGUUUGAUCGUGCCUCCUGCACCUCAUGGCCAUGCUCACCCAGGUGCUGCCAUCAAGAAGAAAAAACUCGAAGGCAUUUAUGUUUUUUUGCUUUGGCUGCCAACCCUCUGCGAUAUGACAGCAAGCACUCUGAUGAAUGUUGGCUUGAUUUACUGUGCUGCAUCCGUCUAUCAGAUGCUGCGUGGAGCCUUGGUCAUCUUUACUGGAAUCCUUUCCGUUAUCUUUUUGGGUAGGCGUCUUCUAGCGUUUGAAUGGUUUGCGCUCUUCACCAUUGUUGUCGGUAUUGCCACCGUGGGAUUAGCUUCCGUCAUUGCCCAGAAAGACAAACCCCUUAUUGAUGGCGACAAUGAUCCUGAUUCCGAUGAGGCUAUCAAAGCUGCUAAAGCCAUUGUUGGAAUCUUCCUAGUCCUAUUUGCACAAGUCUUUACUGCAACCCAGUUUGUGAUUGAAGAAAAGUUCCUCUCUGGCUUCCAUAUUGCCCCUCUGCGUGCGGUUGGUUAUGAGGGCCUUUUUGGUACUCUCACUGUCUUGGUUGCCAUGCCGAUCCUCCACUUUACCAUUGGUGUUGCUAACCCUGGCUCGUACUUUGACUUGAGCGCGGGAUGGGAGCAGAUUACAUCAUAUCCUCAGAUCUGGAUCCCUGCUAUCAUCAUGUUGUUCAGCAUCUCCUCAUUCAACUUCUUUGGCAUCUCGGUCACCAAAACCAUUUGUGCGACAUCUCGCUCGACCAUUGAUUCGUGCCGGACGCUCUUCAUCUGGGCCAUCUCGCUGUAUCUUGGAUGGGAGAAGUUCCUCCCUCUGCAAGUUCUUGGCUUUGCCCUGUUGGUGUAUGGAACCUUUGUUUUCAAUGGCGUCGUCAGACCUCAUGUAUUCGCGCCUCCAAAGGCAGUCCAUCCUGACGAAAACCGCCCUCUAUUGAACCCUGAUGCAUAAGUUACCACUAGAUAGUGACACCUUUUCAGCAUUCUCCCACUUGUUUUUUUUUUGUUUUUUUAUUUACACGUGUUUUCCUCUGUUGAUAUAAUGCAAUGCGUUUUGUCCCUUCAAUGCGAUACCGACUGUUAUUCUGUUACUCUUUUUAUUGGUUCUCCUCUCCUUGUUCCCUUAUUGAAAUAAUAAAAAACCAUGUUUUUGAUCUUGAU